UCUCUCCCCUUGGGAGUUACUGAAGUAUGAGAUAGCCAGCACUAGCUAUGUUUUUAAGAGACUGUAACUAGUGCUAUUUUUCCUCGUUAUCUUUCAAAAUAGUUCAGUUUCUUCACUUUUUUGUGAGAUUAUAACAUCCUACAUUCAGCUUCUGGAGAGCUUUCCUGAUUUAUUUCCUAGCUUAGAAGACAUACAGUAAUUCUUGUAUUUCUGACAAAGCUUUCAGGAUCUGGACUACCGUGGAAGAAGUUUCCAGGGAGGCUCAGCCAUAACUUGAGAGAUGACGGCUGAAUACAAGAAAAUUGUUCUACUGAAAGGAUUAGAGAGCAUUAAUGAUUAUCAAUUUAAUACAAUUAAGUCUUUACUAGCCCGUGAUUUGCAACUGACUAAAAAAAUGCAAGAUGAAUAUGAUAGAAUUAAGAUUGCAGACUUGAUGGAGGAAAAGUUCCGAGGAGCUGCCUCUGUGGACAAACUAAUAGAAUUAUUCAAAGAUAUGCCGCAACUUAAAGACCUUGCUAAAUCUCUCAGAUCAGAGAAGUCAAAAGUUGCAAGGAAAAUCAAAGCAAAAGAAGCAACUCCUGCGAAAAAGAGCAGGCAGGAAGAAGCGGAUUCAGCCACACCUGUACCCACCACAAGUAAAGCUCUGACACCUGUAGGAGUGGAGGAGACUCCUGGGGGCCAGAAAAGGAAGAACAUAACCAAAGAGAAGUCUGGAAUCAAAAAGAAGAAGGUCUCCGAGAAGCAGAUCCAGUCUCCCUGUCUAUCUGGAGCCAGUACAUCUGCCAUCAUGGGUCACCUCCCACCUUUCCCAACCUUAUCAUCUACUCCACCCUCCAUGGGUUACCCCCUACCUCCCAAGAUCUCAUCAUAUACUCCAUCCUCCAUGUCUUUACCUGAGAACCAGAGACCACAGGCCCAACAUCAGGUAGCUACCAAAAAGAAUGCUCUCCCAAAUAGCCCAAUAGUAGUGAGGGUACUGAAAGCAACAGAGGCAUUUGAAUUUGAGUCUUCAGAAGAGAGUAAAGACAUGAUGUUUCAUGCUACAGUGGUUACAGAGAAUACAUUCUUCCAAGUGAAGGUUUUCAACAUCAACUUGAAGGAGAAAUUUACCCCGAAGAGGGUCAUUGUCAUAAAAGGUUAUUCUGAAUCCAAAGGAAUACUGGAGAUAAAGGAGGCAUCAUCUGUAUCUGAAGCCGGUCCUGAUCAAAAGAUUGAGGUCCCAGUCAGAAUCAUCAAAAGAGCAAAUGAAACUCCCAAAAUCGAUAAUCUUCAAAAGCAAGCAUCAGGAACAUUCGUGUAUGGGUUGUUUAUGUUACAUAAGAAAACAGUGAAUAAGAAGAGCACAAUCUAUGAAAUACAAGACGAUACAGGAAAGAUGGAUGUAGUGGGGAAAAGAAAGUGGCACAAUAUUAUGUGUGAGGAAGGAGAUAAGCUUCGACUCUUUUGCUUUCAACUGAGAAUGAUGGACUAUAAGUUGAAACUGAUAAGUGGGACUCAUAGUUUCAUCAAGGUCAUCAAGACCCAGAAAAACAAGAAAGAACCAGUCAAUAUUAAUUUAAAUCUGGAAGUCGAAACAGGAGAUGCCAACACAGUCUCAAGUGUCCACCUGAUACAAGUAGCUCACUCUUCGUCAGCAUCUCUCUCCAACCCUUUGUCCAGUCCCUUCCAUGUCUGAUGAGUUGUCCUCGGGAAUGGUUCCUGUGCUGGGCAAACAGAAGGUUUGGGGACCAUGACCGCUGGGAUUCCUCUAGUCUCAGGCAGACCAUUAAAUCUGGUCUUUUUAUGAGAAUUGGGGGUCUGUAUCCCACUGUUCAACUGCUCCCUCAGGGGUUCUCUGUUGUGCUCCCUGUCAGGGCAGUCAUCAGUUGUGGCUGGGCACCAUCUAGUUCCUCUGGUCUCGGGAUGAUGUAGGUCUCUGGUUCAUGUGGCCCUUUCUGUCUCUUGGGCUCAUAGUUAUCGUGUGACCUUGGUGUUCUUCAUUCUCCUUUGAUCCAGGUGGGUUGAGACAAAUUGAUGCAUCUUAGAUGGCCACUUGUUAGCAUUUAAGACCCCAGACGCCACAUUUCAAAGUGGGAUGCAGAAUGUUUUCAUAAUAGAAUUAUUUUGCCAAUUGACUUAGAAGUCCCGUUAAGCCAUAGUCCCCAAACCCCCGCCCUUGCUCCGCUGACCUUUCAAGCAUUCAGUUUAUUCCGGAAACUUCUUUGCUUUUGGUCCAGUCCAGUUGAGCUGACCUUCCCUGUAUUGAGUAUUGUCCUUCCCUUCAGUUCUUAUCUACUAACGAAUCAGUAAAUAACCCUCUCCCACCCUCCCUCCCUCCCCCCCUCAUAACCACAAAAGUAUGUGUUCUUCUCAGUUUAUACUAUUUCUCAAGAUCUUAUAAUAGUGGUCUUAUACAAUAUUUGUCCUUUUGCCUCUGACUAAUUUCACUCAGCAUAAUGCCUUCCAGGUUCCUCCAUGUUAUGAAAUGUUCCACAGAUUCGUCACUGUUCUUUAUUGAUGCAUAGUAUUCCAUUGUGUGAAUAUACCACAAUUUAUUUAACCAUUCAUCCAUGGAUGGGCACCUUGGUUGCUUCCAGCUUUUUGCUAUUGUAAACAGAGCUGCAAUAAACGUGGGUGUGCAUAUAUCUGUUUGGGUGAAGGCUCUUAUUUCUCUAGGGUAUAUUCCGAGGAGUGGGAUUUCUGGGUUGUAUGGUAGUUCUAUUUGUAACUUUUUAAGGAAACACCAGAUAGAUUUCCAAAGUGGUUGUACCAUUUUACAUUUUCACCAGCAGUGUAUAAGAGUUCCAAUCUCUCCGCAGCCUCUCCAACAUUUAUUAUUUUGUGUUUUUUGGAUUAAUGCCAGCCUUGUUGGAGUGAGAUGGAAUCUCAUCGUAGUUUCAAUUUGCAUUUCUCUAAUGGCUAAUGAUCGAGAGCACUUUCUCAUGUACCUGUUAGCUGUCUGAUUAUCUUCUUUAGUGAAGUGCGUGUUCAUAUCCUUUGCCCACUUUUUGAUUGGGUUGUUUGUCUUUUUGUGGUUGAGUUUUAACAGAAUCAUAUAGAUUUUAGAGAUCAGGCACUGGUUGGAGAUGUCAUAGCUGAAAAUACUUUCCCAAUCUGUAGGUGGUCUUUUUACUCUUUUGGUGAAGUCUUUAGAUGAGCAUAGGGAUUUGAUUUUUAGGAGCUCCCAGUUAUCGGGUUUCUCUUUGUCAUUUUUGGUAAUGUUUUGUAUUCCGUUUAUGCCUUGUAUUAGGGCUCCUAACGUUGUCCCUAUUUUUUCUUCCAUGAUCUUUAUUGUUUUCGUCUUUAGGUUUAGGUCUUUGAUCCACUUGGUGUUAGUUUUUCUGCAUGAUCUGAGGUAUGGGUCCUGUUACAUUUUUUUGCAAAUGGAUAUCCAGUUAUGCCAGCACCAUUUGUUAAAAAGACUAUCUUUUCCCCAAUUAACUGACACUGGGCCUUUGUCAAAUAUCAGCAGCUCAUAUGUGGAUGGAUUUAUAUCUGGGUUCUCAAUUCUGUUCCAUUGGUCUAUGUGCCUGUUGUUGUACCAGUACCAGACUGUUUGGGCUACUGUAGCUGUAUAAUAUGUUCUAAAAUCAGGUAGAGUGAGUUCUCCCACUUUCUUCUUCUUUUUCAGUAAUGCUUUAUUUAUCCAGGGCUUCUUUCCCUUUCAUAUGAAGUUGGUGAUUUGUUUCUCCAUCACAUUAAAAAAUGUCAUUGGAAUUUGGAUCGGAAGUGCAUUGUAUGUAUAGAUGGCUUUUGGUAGAAUAGACAUUUUUACUAUGUUAAGUCUUCCUAUCCAGGAGCAAGGUAUGUUUUUCCACUUAUGUAGGUCCCUUUUAGUUUCUUGCACUCGUACUUUGUAGUUUUCUUUGUAUAGGUCUUUUACAUCUUUGGUAAGAUUUAUUCCUAAGUAUUUUAUCUUCUUGAGGGCUACUGUGAAUGGUAUUGAUUUGGUGAUUUCCUCUUCAAUGUUCUUUUUGUUGAUGUAGAGGAAUCCAAGUGAUUUUUGUAUAUUUAUUUUAUAACCUGAGACUCUGCCAAACUCUUCUAUCAGUUUCAGUAGUUUUCUGGAGGAUUCCUUAGGGUUUUCUGUGUAUAAGAUCAUGUCAUCUGCAAAUAGAGAUAAUUUUACUUCCUCCUUGCCAAUCCGGAUGCCCUUUAUUUCUUUGUCUAGCCUAAUUGCUCUGGCUAGGACCUCUAGCACAAUGUUGAACAAGAGCGGUGAUAAAGGGCAUCAUUGUCCGGUUCCCGUUCUCAAGGGAAAUGCUUUCAGGCUCUCUCCAUUUAGAGUGAUGUUGGCUGUUGGCUUUGUAUAGAUGCCCUUUAUUAUGUUGAGGAAUUUUCCUUCAAUUCCUAUUUUGCUGAGAGUUUUUAUCAUAAAUGGGUGUUGGACUUUGUCAAAUGCCUUUUCUGCAUCAAUUGAUAAGAUCAUGUGCUUUUUGUCUUUUGUUUUAUUUAUAUGGUGGAUUACAUUAAUGGUUUUUCUAAUAUUAAACCAGCCUUGCAUACCUGGUAUAAAUCCCACUUGGUCGUGGUGGAUUAUUUUUUUGAUAUGUUGUUGAAUUCUAUUGGCUAGAAUUUUGUUGAGGAUUUUUGCAUCUAUGUUCAUGAGGGAUAUACGUCUGUAAUGUUCUUUUUUUUUAUGUCUUUACCUUUUUUUUUUUUUUACCUGGUUUUGGUAUCAGGGAUAUGGUGGCUUCAUAGAAUGAGUUAGGUAGUAUUCCAUCAUUUUCUAUGCUUUGAAAUACCUUUAGUAGUAGUGGUGUUAACUCUUCUCUGAAAGUUUGGUAGAACUCUGCAGUAAAGCCAUCCGGACCAGGGCUUUUUUUUGUUGGGAGUUUUUUGAUUACCUUUUCAAUCUCUUUUUUUGUUAUGGGUCGAUUUAGUUGUUCUACUUCUGUUUGUGUUAGUUUAGGUAGGUAGUGUUUUUCUAGAAAUUCAUCCAUUUCUUCUAGGUUUGCAAAUCUGUUAGAGUACAAUUUUUCGUAAUAAUCUGAUAUGAUUCUUUUAAUUUCAGUUGGGUCUGUUGUGAUGUGGCCCAUCUCGUUUCUUAUUCAGGUUAUUUGUUCCCUUUCCUGUAUUUCUUUAGUUAGUCUGGCCAAUGGUUUAUCAAUUUUGUUAAUUUUUUCAAAGAACCAGCUUUUGGCUUUGUUAAUUCUUUCAAUUGUUUUUCUGUUCUCUAAUUCAUUUAGUUCAGCUCUAAUUCCUAUUAUUUCUUUUCUUCUGGUGCCUGAUGGAUUCUUUUGUUGCUCAGUUUCUAUUUGUUCAAGUUGUAGGGACAGUUCUCUGAUUUUGGCUCUUUCUUCUUUUUGUGUGUGUGCAUUUAUCAAUAUAAAUUGACCUCUGAGCACUGCUUUUGCUGUGUCCCAGAGGUUUUGAUAGGAAGUGUUUUCAUUCUCAUUGCAUUCUAUGAAUUUCUUUAUUCCCUUCUCCUUAAUGUCUUCUACAACGCAGUCUUUUGUCAGUAGGGUAUUGUUCAGUUUCCAAGUAUUUGAUUUCUUUUCCCUAAUUUUUCUGUUAUUGAUUUCCACUUUUAUGGCCUUGUGGUCUGAGAAGAUGCUUUGUAAUAUUUCAAUGUUUUGGAUUCUGCAGAGGUUUGUUUUAUGACCUAAUAUGUGGUCUAUUCUAGAGCAUAUUCCACAUGCGCUAGAAAAAAAAAAAGGAUACUUUGCAGCGGUUGGGUGGAGUGUUCUGUAUAAGUCUAUGAGGUCAAGUUGGUUGAUUGUAGCAAUUAGGUCUUCCGUGUCUCUAUUGAGCGUCUUGCUGGAAGUCCUGUCCUUCUCCGAAAGUGGUGUGUUGAAGUCUCCUACUUUAAUUGUGGAGGUGCCUAUCUCACUUUUCAGUUUUGUUAAAGUUUGUUUUAUGUAUCUUGCAGCCCUGUCAUUGGGUGCAUAAAUAUUUAAUAUGGUUAUAUCUUCCUGGUCAAUUGUCCCUUUUAUCAUUAUGUAGUGUCCUUCUUUAUCCUUUGUGGUGGAUUUAACUUUAAAGUCUAUUUUGUCAGAAAUUAAUAUUGCUACUCCUGCUCUUUUUUGCUUGUUGUUUGCUAUAUAUAUAUUUUUCCAUCCUUUGAGUUUUAGUUUUCUUGUGUCUCUAAGUCUAAGGUGUGUCUCUUGUAGGCAGCAUAUAGACGGAUCGUGUUUCUUUAUCCAGUCUGAGACUCUCUGUCUCUUUAUUGGUGCAUUUAGUCCAUUUACAUUCAGUGUAAUUAUAGAUAAGAAUGUGUUUAGUGCCGUCAUUUUGAUGCCUUUUUAUGUGUGUUGUUGACAAUUUCAUUUUUCCACUUACUUUUUUGUGCUGAGACGUUUUUCUUUGCAAAUUGUGUGUUCCUCAUUUUCAUAGUAUUUGACUUUAUGUUUGCUGAGUCAUUAUGUUUUUCUUGGUUUUUAUUUUGAGUUAUGGAGUUGUUAUACCUCUUUGUGGUUACCUUAAUAUUUACCCCUAUUUUUCUAAGAAAAACCUAACUUGUAUUGUCCUAUAUCGCCUUGUAUCCCUCUCCAUAUGGCAGUUCUAUGCCACCUGUAUUUAGUCCCUCUUUUUGAUUAUUGUGAUCUUUUACAUACUGACUUCAAUGAUUCCCUGUUUUGAGCAUUUUUUCUUUUUAAAAUUAAUCUUAAUUUGUUUUUGUGAUUUCCCUAUUUGAGUUGAUAUCAGGAUGUUCUUCCUGUGACCUUGUGUUGUGCUGGUAUCUGAUAUUAUUGGUUUUCUGACCAAACAAUUUCCUUUAGUAUUUCUUGUAGCUUUGGUUUGGUUUUUGCAAAUUCUCUAAGCUUGUGUUUAUCUGUAAAUGUUUUAAUUUUGCCUUCAUAUUUGAGAGAGAGUUUUGCUGGAUAUAUGAUCCUUGGCUGGCAGUUUUUCUCCUUCAGUGCUCUAUAUAUGUUAUGCCAUUGCCUUCUUGACUGCAUGGUGUCUGCUGAGUAGUCUGAACUUAUUGAUUCUCCUUUGUAGGAGACCUUUCUUUUACCCUGGCUGCUUUUAAAAUUUUCUCUUUAUCUUUGGUUUUGGCAAGUUUAAUGAUAAUAUGUCUUGGUGAUUUUCUUUUUGUAUCAAUCUUAAAUGGGGUUCAAUGAGCAUCUUGGAUAGAUAUCCUUUCGUCUUUCAUGAUGUCAGGGAAGUUUUCUGCCAACAGAUCUUCAACUAUUCUCUCUGUAUUUUCUGUUUUCCCUCCCUGUUCUGGGACUCCAAUCACACGCAAGUUAUUCUUCUUGAGAGAGUCCCACAUGAUUCUUAGGGUUUCUUCAUUUUUUUUAAUUCUUUUAUCUGAUUUUUUUCAGCUAUAUUGGUGUCAAUUCCCUUGUCCUCUAGAUCCCCCACCGUGCAUUCCAAUUGCUCGAGUCUGCUCCUCUGACUUCCUAUUGAGUUGUCUAAUUCUGUAAUUUUACUGUUAAUCUUUUGGAUUUCUGAAUGCUGUCUCUCUAUGGAUUCUUGCAGCUUAUUGAUUUUUCCACUAUGUUCUUGAAUAAUCUUUUUGAUUUCUUCAACUGCUUUAUCAGUGUGUUCCUUGGCUUUUUCUGUAGAUUGCCUUAUUUCAUUUCUGAGGUCAUUCCUUAUGUCUUGAAGCAUUCUGUAAAUUAGUUUUUAUAUUCUGCAUCUGGCAAUUCCAGGAUUGUAUCUUCAUUUGGGAAAGAUUUUGAUUCUUUCAUUUGGGGAGUUGUGGCAGCAAUCAUGGUCUGCUUCUUUAUGUGAUUUGAUAUUGACUGCUGUCUCCGAGCCAUCUCUAAGAUAUUGUAGUGAUUUAUUCUAUAUUUGCUCACUGAGUCUUGUUUUGUUUUCUUUCAAUAUACAUAGAUGGGCUACUAGAUUGCGCUGUCUUGAUUGUUGUAGCCUUUGAAUCACUUAUGUCCUAUUACCAGCUGGUUUGGGCUGUCACCAGAUAAAUAAGCCUAAGAGUCCAUUCACUAUUCUUGAGUAGAAACUGAUUUUGGGUCAUCAAGUGUGUGGUGUAGACUGUCACCUAUCCACCUAGAGAAGUAGUGGUGAUAGUUGUGUGCACCAGAUUCUAGUAGCAGGAGGGUUUCACACUCCAGGGGGGGCAGGAUGCUGACAGGCUUCCCCCAAGUGCCAGUGAGGUAGGUGUGUCUCUAUUCCUAGAGCUCUUUGGUGGGUGGGCUCUGCAGCUGUACCUUAGGCCCCCAAUGCAAGUACCUCUACAGAUUGGUAGGUGUCACCCUCCUUAGACCCCUAAGGCAGGAGGCUAGGUGGUCCGGGGGGAGCUUCAGCCCUCAGUUCCCUGUCGUGGGUCAGUGAGGGGUCUGUUGAAUACGCAGAGAUAUUAGACCUGGGAAACUUGUCUUUCCAGUAAUCUGCUAAAACAGUUACAGUCAGAUCCCUAUCAGAAUUGCCUUUGCAUUAUAAUAGCCACCUUGUUCCCUGUAGGGAUGAAAGCCCCAGAUUGUGGAUCACAUAUGUUUGGCUGGAGCUGGUUCUGUUUGUAGUCCAAUUAGGGAAGGAUUUUUGGUCCCUGGGUUUUUUGAUAGCUGCUUCUCUCAGGCCAGGAGAAUGGGUUAGGAAAAGACAAAAACAAAAAAAAAAAAACUGCAGAGCACUUCAUUCCCUAGCCCAGGAAAUUCCAAUGUUAAUGAAGCAGCCUGGGAAGGGGAUGGAAGGGAUCAGAUAGAUAGGAGAGAGUAGCACCCAGGAGUAUAGACAAAGUUCCUUAUCUUGCUUGGCGAUGACUGUUUUAUCUGAGAUUACUGAGGGGCGUGUAGCCUGUGUGUGUUGGCUGGGUCUAGAUUGCCCCCGAGGAUCAGGCCUGAGUCCCGUGCUUGUGCUGUCUGAGAAGCCGUGGUCAGUUCCUCUGUUCCUAGUCCAAAGCCCAGCGCCAAGUUUCCCCAGCUGGGACGCCGCACUCCAGGCUCCAAAACCAGUCGCUGCCUCCUGGUGACUUUUUCUCCUGUCAGCUGCGUUGCUGCGCUGUCUGCGUGCACUGGCUGGGCUUCCCCUGUGGUCACUUCUGGGGGCUAGGGCAACGUCCCAUGUUUGCACCAUCUCAGGAUGCCGUGCUCAGCUCCCCUGCGCCCAGUCCAAAGCCUGGCGCCAAAGUUUCCUGACUGGGACGCUGGCUCCAGGCUCCGAAAACAGUCGCUGCUUCCCUGUGGUUGUUCGUUCUCAGUCUCUGUCACUCAGGUCAACUCUUUAGAUCUGUGUUUGAUGGUCAGGGUUCAUAGAUGGUCAUGUAUGUGAUCGAUUCAUUUGUUUUUCCAAGUCUUUGUUGCAAGAGGGAUCCGAAGUAGCUUCUACCUAGUCAGCCAUCUUGGCCCCGCCUCCUGUCUCCAAAUUGGGAUUUUUAUAAACCCAUCAUGACAAAGCUUAAAACCAAGCCUACAGUUCUGAGUCAUCAGGCAAUAAUUGAAAUGGCAGAAUUUCAUAUAAAAGAAAACUUAAAAAAAAAUUGUCACACAAAGAAAUAGAACAUCUGAACAGUGGUAUAUCUAUUAAAGAAAAAUGAAUCCAUUAAACAAAAUGCUUUCCAUAAAGAUAAUUCUGGGCCUACAUUAUUUCAUCAGUGAAUUCUAUCAAACAUUUUUGUAUACACCUUAUAAGAAAAAAAAAAAAAAGAA
Messenger RNA from Loxodonta africana (African savanna elephant), 9533 nucleotides. Its product is annotated as myeloid cell nuclear differentiation antigen-like. The transcript has 8 exons. Gene Ontology annotation, molecular function: double-stranded DNA binding. The coding region runs from base 281 to 1675 and encodes 464 amino acids. The record is from RefSeq and is a predicted model, not a curated record. Lineage: Eukaryota; Metazoa; Chordata; Mammalia; Proboscidea; Elephantidae. Gene Ontology annotation, biological process: cellular response to interferon-beta; activation of innate immune response. Gene Ontology annotation, cellular component: nucleolus; nucleoplasm; cytosol.